This is a messenger RNA of Porites evermanni, 1334 nucleotides long. The record is from the annotation of a GenBank genome assembly. Lineage: Eukaryota; Metazoa; Cnidaria; Anthozoa; Scleractinia; Poritidae.
AUGUUACCUUGUUACUAUCUUACCUUGUUACCUUGUUACUCUGUUACUUUGUUUCCUUGUUACUCUGUUACCUUGUUACCUUGUUACUCUGUUACCUUGUUACCUUGUUACUCUGUAACCUUGUUACCCUGUUACCUUGUUACCUUGUUACUCUGUUACCUUGUUACCGUAUUACUCUGUUAUCUUAUUACUCUGUUACCUUGUUACCUUCUUACUUUGUUACCUUGUUACCUUGUUACUCUGUUACCUUGUUACCCUGUCACCUUGUUACUCUGUAACCCUGUUACCUUGUUACUCUGUUACCUUGUUACCUUGUUACCUUGUUACUCUGUUACCCUGUUACCUUAUUACCGUGUUACUCUGUCACCUUGUUACCUUUUUCAAUUUAAUUGUUACUCUGUUUCCUUGUUACCCUGUUACCUUGUUACUCUGUUACCUUGUUACCUUCUUACUUUGUUACCUUGUUACCGUGUUACUCUGUUACCAUGUUACCUUGUUACUUGGUUAAUCUGCUAGUCUUUUACCGUGUUACUCUAUUAGCGUGUUACCUUGUCACUCUGUUACCUUGUUACUCUGUUCCCUAAUUACCUUGUUACUCUGUUAUCUUGUUACCGCGUGUUACUCUGUUACCUUGUUACCUUAUUACCUUGUUACCUUGUUACCUUGUUACCUUGUUACCUUGUUUCCUUGUUACUUUGUUAGUCUGUUAGUCUGUUACCUUGUUACUCUGUUUCCUUGUUACUCUGUUACCUUGGUACUCUGUUAUCUUGUUAUUUUUUUCUCUUGUUACCUUGUUACUCUGUUACCUUGUUACCUUGUUACUCUGUUACCUUGUUACCCUGUUACCUUGUUACUCUGUUACCCUGUUACCUUAUUACCAUAUUACUCUGUUACCUUGUUACUUAUUAAAUUUAAUUGUUACUCUGUUUCCUUGUUACCCUUUUACCUUGUUACUCUGUUACCUUGUUACCUUGUUACCUUGUUACCGUGUUACUCUAUUAGUGUGUUACCUUGUCACUCUGUUACCUUGUUACUCUGUUCCCUAAUUACCUUGUUACUCUGUUAUCUUGUUACCGCGUGUUGCUCUGUUACCUUGUUACCUUGUUACUUUGUUAGUCUGUUAGUCUGUUACCUUGUUACUCUGUUUCCUUGUUACUCUGUUCCCUGGUUACUCUGUUCCCUGGUUACCUUUUUACUCUGUUACCUUGUUACUCUGUUAUCUUGUUACCCUGUUACCUUGUUACCUUGUUACUCUGUUACCUUGUUACCCUGUUACCUUGUUACCCUGUUACCUUGUUACCCUGUUACCUUGUUACCUUGUUACUCUGUUACCU